Messenger RNA from Bactrocera oleae (olive fruit fly), 2078 nucleotides. RefSeq names its product glomulin. The record is from RefSeq and is a predicted model, not a curated record. Lineage: Eukaryota; Metazoa; Arthropoda; Insecta; Diptera; Tephritidae. Gene Ontology annotation, molecular function: ubiquitin-protein transferase inhibitor activity. Gene Ontology annotation, cellular component: cytoplasm.
AUAUAUAAAUUAAAUAAAUGUCAGUUAAACUCAUUUUUGAAAAAGUUAGAAUAAUUUCGACAUAAAAUAAUUGAAAUUACAAAGUUGAAAGCGUUUUAAAGAGAAACGAUAUGGAGUAUUUGUUGGAGCACCAACAGCUGACAAGUGACAAGCCGGCUCUCCCGAUGUGUGCCACAAAUUUAGUCGAACUCGUAAAACAACUUAUUAAAGAAAAACGAUUUGAUGGCGUUGCUUUGCUAUUUACCAGCGAAAAUGAAUCUGAACGUAACGUAGACUGCCUAAAGACUGUUGGCAUUGAUCUGUACCAUCAUGUUUGCGUACCCAAUCUCACAACGCAAGUUCACGACGAACAACUGCCGUUAUACAAUUGUGUAGAGGAAUUAUUAUAUUUAAUUGCAACCUACGGGCCGAUGGAGGAACUAUUGCUCGAGCUAUUAGAACUUAUUGAAGAACAGAAAUCAGAGUAUGUAUUCUCUUCAUCAUUGCGCGCUUUACAAGGGGUGUUACUCCGAAUGGGUGAGAAGAAACCGCGUGCACUUGAAUGGAGUUUGAAUUCUAUACACACGCGUAUCGAAGGAUUACCACUGCCGAAAUAUCUACGGGAAGGUUAUGACAAGAAACAAGGGCGACUACUUGAACAAAAUGGAGAAAUUGAAAAAUUAUUGAUGCAUUAUAUCACGUUAAAUCUCUUUUACGAGCCACUAUUAAAUGAUAUGCUCUCACACCAACGUCCACAUGAGCAACAAUUCUUCGAUACGGGUAUUAAUAGGCGUAAUGUACUCUGUUGUUUCUUGAUACAAAUGCUUGGAAAGCCAUUAGCGUUAUUGGAUUUAACAGUGGAUCAACGCAGGACGAAUACAUAUACAAUACAAUGUGCUCGAAAACUAACUGAAAGUGCCACUCAUUGUUUGGUAGAUCCAUUACGUCUACUUUCCGUAGGUGAGCAGCGUGUGCGUUGGAAACGUCGCUUGGAUGGCGAGAAAGGUGUACAUGAAAUGAGUUCAAACAAUAUAUUUCUUAUAGAAGAAAAAUUGCCUUUAGAGUCUUUAGCAAUUUAUUUUUAUAUGUUGUUGGUCGAAGAAGUUAGUUUGAAUUCUGUGCCAAAAAUUUAUUCACCACUUUACAUAUUUGAAGCAAGUUUAUAUUAUGUAAACGAGUUAUUGGCUCAUGGAGAACCACCAUUGUAUGAACGGGCGCUUCUGCUGGCAAAGCGUCUGUGUGACAAUCUUUCCUCUACAAAAAUUACUGCUAUUUCCUUGCAGCUUGAGGUGCACAAAAAUUUUUGUAAUUCUCUCUGCAACAUUGUUGGCUAUUCAUCGCAGAAUUUCCUAAGACAGAUCGGCGUUAAACUCUUACGCCAGUAUAUAUUACAGUUUGAUGAUGAGGGUAGAUAUUUGGUAUUAAAAAAUCUUCUGCGAACAGUAGCGCACCAUGGCAUCUCAGGCUAUCUGGCUAUAUUGUAUAAAGAUUUGGUAGCAAAUGCUCUGGUUUCAGCAAAAACCGAUUUACCCUCAUCUUUUUCUGGCAAAGAUUUUCACACAAUCUUCUUACAAUACAUAUGCCGCUUACCACAAGGCGCGAAAACUGACCUUAUCGAGCAUGCUGACAAAGUGAUUUCCUCGCUAAACGCCUUACGAUUUUUUACCAUUAAAGAUUUACAUAAUCGCACGGGACUCUGGGAUAUAAUGCCGGAGAUAGAGAAACAAUUCCUCGACCCACUACGUAAAGGAUUGGAUAUAUCUGUGGCACAUUAUAAGGCCGAGUUGAAACGUGUGGAAUGUGGAUUAGAUGAUGAAGCAGAGGCAGAACGUAAAAGUUUAGAAAUCCUGGAUAUAAAUAUAGCCAAUGCCACGUCUGAAAGUGGAAACUUGGAUGCCGAUUUGACUCGUCAACGUAAAAUUGAAAUACUGAAUCAAAAUCUGUGUACAUUUGAUCUGAUACGAAGUCUCCUAGGACGCACAGUUGAGUGCGUUGAGAGCUCGAACAGAAUGUUGAAGAGCGCAGAAAUCUGACGUAUUUGUAUUUAUAUUAUUUAUUAAAAAAAAAAACAUUAAAAUAAAACUAAUAUUUAAAAUAUA